UCCAUACAAUCAAAUAUGUUUGCAAGUACGCACGUGUGUGUUGUACUGUUUCUCUCAGGUCACGUGACUCCUCCCUUUUCUAGCAUUCCCCUGCCGAAUGACCCCCCCCCCCCCUUUAUUUUCCCCCAGGUCGAAUCAGUCUCCAGUCGGGUCCAGGAGCUGAAAUCCAGCAAGAGGUUCCUGUCGACGACAUCACUCAACAUCGACAUUUACAACGAGGAAUCAACACAGGAGGAAUCACAGACAGAUUUCAGUGUCAAACGCAACCCGUACGUAGAAUUCACCUUACUAUGGGCUUCGUGUAACUCCACCUUCACUGUAUACGUUCUACGAUUAACGAACCUUCCGCCGAAAUAUGUCGGUUGUAGCUGUUCUUUGAUCAUCAAGCUGGUUCGUCCGAAGAUAACAAUGAGCAAGACAUCCGUCAGGCUACAGAAUGUUGAUCUGAACCCCGAGUACUCUCAGGUGUUUACUUUUGCAGACGUGAGCCUCAAAGACCUCCAACUUAGCGAUCUCAAGUUCGAGGUCAUAGCGAGGAGAAGCGGUCAUCUGCUGAACAAGCCCGUAGCUGACCUCCUCGUGCCCUUGAGUAAGGUCAAACUCGAGGCGGAUAAACCAGUCACAGCCUUGGAGCCUUUGUGCCUGAGGAAAAAGGACGCAGCUCCAGACCGGAACGGGCGAAGAGCCUCGGACGCGAACUGGGGCGAAAUCCAGGUCUUGGCCCAGUACAAGGAGACCGGGAGUUCGCAGGGAAGAGUGAAGAUCGUGGUUCUGAAGGCGCAAAGCACGGUGGUCAGUGCGAAGAAUUCGGGCGAGUACCACGUGGAAGUGAUCAUGAGGAAAGGCGAGGAAGUGCAGGAAGUUACCACCACAAAAGCGGCGCUCGGACUGAAGCCGGUGUGGAAUGCGCCGUUUAUCUUCGAUGUGUCGCAGGAGAAGAUAAGCGAACACUGGAUAGAACUCAACCUGAUACGCCUGGGAUGGACCAAGAGGAAGGCGACCCUCGGCCAAGCCUUCCUCGGCCUGGGCACGACGCCAAGGGGCUCCCAGCACUGGCAGAGUAUUGCCGAGUGCCCGGGCCGGGAGGUGACCCUGUGGCACCCGGUGGUUCAAGAGGAGUGAGGGAAGGA
Molecule: messenger RNA, 1130 nt
Organism: Penaeus chinensis
Lineage: Eukaryota; Metazoa; Arthropoda; Malacostraca; Decapoda; Penaeidae
Product: synaptotagmin-10-like
Exons: 6
Coding region: 16-1122 (368 amino acids)
Biological process (GO): calcium-ion regulated exocytosis; regulation of calcium ion-dependent exocytosis; vesicle fusion
Cellular component (GO): synapse; axon
Molecular function (GO): clathrin binding; SNARE binding; calcium-dependent phospholipid binding
Source: RefSeq, a predicted model, not a curated record